This is a messenger RNA of Dicrocoelium dendriticum, 3705 nucleotides long. NCBI's taxonomy places the organism in Eukaryota, Metazoa, Platyhelminthes, Trematoda, Plagiorchiida, Dicrocoeliidae. The record is from the annotation of a GenBank genome assembly.
AUGGGGGAAGGAAGGGGAGAUGGGGGGGGGGGGGGGGGGGGGGGGGGGGGGGGGGGGGGGGGGGGGGGGGAGGGGGGGGGGGGGGGGGGGGGGGGGGGGGGGGGGGGGGGGGGGGGGGGGGGGGGGGGGGGGGGGGGGGGGGGGGGGGGGGGGGGGGGGGGGAGGGGGGGGGGGGGGGGGGGGGGGGGGGGGGGGGGGGGGGGGGGGGGGAGGGGGGGGGGGGGGGGGGGGGGGGGGGGGGGGGGGGGGGGGGGGGGGGGGGGGGGGGGGGAGGGGGGGGGGGGGGGGGGGGGGGGGGGGGGGGGGGGGGGGGGGGGGGGGAGGGGGGGGGGGGGGGGGGGGGGGGGGGGGGGGGGGGGGGGAGGGGGGGGGGGGGGGGGGGAGGGGGGGGGGGGGGGGGGGGGGGGGGGGGGGGGGGGGGGGGGGGGGAGGGGGGGGGGGGGGGGGGGGGGGGGGGGGGGGGGGGGGGGGGGAGGGGGGGGGGGGGGGGGGGGGGGGGGGGGGGGGGGGGGGGGGAGGGGGGGGGGGGGGGGGGGGGGGGGGGGGGGGGGGGGGGGGGGGGGGGGGGGGGGGGAGGGGGGGGGGGGGGGGGGGGGGGGGGGGGGGGGGGGGGGGGGGGGGGGGGGGAGGGGGGGGGGGGGGGGGGGGGGGGGGGGGGGGGGGGGGGGGGGGGGGGGGGGGGGGGGGGGGGGGGAGGGGGGGGGGGGGGGGGGGGGGGGGGGGGGGGGGGGGGGGGGGGGGGGGGGGGGAGGGGGGGGGGGGGGGGGGGGGGGGGGGGGGGGGGGGGGGGAGGGGGGGGGGGGGGGGGGGGGGGGGGGGGGGGGGGGGGGGGAGGGGGGGGGGGGGGGGGGGGGGGGGGGGGGGGAGGGGGGGGGGGGGGGGGGGGGGGGGGGGGGGGGGGGGGGGGGGGAGGGGGGGGGGGGGGGGGGGGGGGGGGGGGGGGGGGGGGGGGGGGGGGGGGGGGGGGGGGGGGAGGGGGGGGGGGGGGGGGGGGGGGGGGGGGGGAGGGGGGGGGGGGGGGGGGGCGGGGGGGGGGGGGGGGGGGGAGGGGGGGGGGGGGGGGGGGGGGGAGGGGGGGGGGGGGGGGGGGGGGGGGGGGGGGGAGGGGGGGGGGGGGGGGGGGGGGGGGGGGGGGGGGGGGGGGGGGGGGGGGGGGGGGGGGGGGGGGGGGGGGGGGGGGGGGGGGGGGAGGGGGGGGGGGGGGGGGGGGGGGGGGGGGGGGGGGGGGGGGGAGGGGGGGGGGGGGGGGGGGGGGGGGGGGGGGGGGGGGGGGGGGGGGGGGGGGGGGGGGGGGGGGGGGGGGGGGGGGGGGGGGGGGGGGGGGGGGGGGGGGGGGGGGGGGGGGGGGGGGGGGGGGGGGGGGGGGGGGGGGGGGGGGGGGGGGGGGGGGGGGGGGGGGGGGGGGGGGUGGGGGGGGGGGGGGGGGGGGGGGAGGGGGGGGGGGGGGGGGGGGGGGGGGGGGGGGGGGGGGGGGGGGGGGGGGGGGGGGGGGGGGGGGGGGGGGGGAGGGGGGGGGGGGGGGGGGGGGAGGGGGGGGGGGGGGGGGGGGGGGGGGGGGGGGGGGGGGGGGGGGGGGGGGGGGGGGGGGGGGGGGGGGGGGGGGGGGGGGGGAGGGGGGGGGGGGGGGGGGGGGGGGGGGGGGGGGGGGGGGGGGGGGGGGAGGGGGGGAGGGGGGGGGGGGGGGGGGGGGGGGGGGGGGGGGGGAGGGGGGGGGGGGGGGGGGGGGGGGGGGGGGGGGGGGGGGGGGGGGGGGGGGGGGGGGGGGGGGGGGGGGGGGGGGGGGGGGGGGGGGGGGGGGGGGGGGGGGGGGGGGGGGGGGGGGGGGGGGGGGGGGGGGGGGGGGGGGGGGGGGGGGGGGGGGGGGGGGGGGGGGGGGGGGGGGGGGGGGGGGGGGGGGGGGGGGGGGAGGGGGGGGGGGGGGGGGGGGGGGGGGGGGGGGGGGGGGGGGGGGGGGGGGGGGGGGGGGGGGGGGGGGGGGGGGGGGGGGGGGGGGGGGGGGGGGGGGGGGGAGGGGGGGGGGGGGGGGGGGGGGGGGGGGGGGGGGAGGGGGGGGGGGGGGGGGGAGGGGGGGGGGGGGGGGGGGGGGGGGGGGGGGGGGGGGGGGGGGGGGGGGGGGGGGGGGGGGGGGGGGGGGGGGGGGGGGGGGGGGGGGGGGGGGGGGGGGGGGGGGGGGGGGGGGGGGGGGGGGGGGGGGGAGGGGGGGGGGGGGGGGGGGGGGGGGGGGGGGGGGAGGGGGGGGGGGGGGGGGGGGGGGGGGGGGGGGGAGGGGGGGGGGGGGGGGGGGGGGGGGGGGGGGGGGGGGGGGGGGAGGGGGGGGGGGGGGGGGGGGGGGGGGGGGGGGGGGGGGGGGGGGGGGGGGGGGGGGGGGGGGGGGGGGGGGGGGGGGGGGGGGGGGGGGGAGGGGGGGGGGGGGGGGGGGGGGGGGGGGGGGGGGGGGGGGGGGGGGGGGGGGGAGGGGGGGGGGGGGGGGGAGGGGGGGGGGGGGGGGGGGGGGGAGGGGGGGGGGGGGGGGGGGGGGGGGGGGGGGGGGGGGGGGGGGGGGGGGGGGGGGGGGGGGGGGGGGGGGGGGGGGGGGGGGGGGGGGGGGGGGGGGGGGGGGGGGGGGGGGGGGGGGGGGGAGGGGGGGGGGGGGGGGGGGGGGGGGGGGAGGGGGGGGGGGGGGGGGGGGGGGGGGGGGGGGGGGGGGGGGGGGGGGGGGGGGGGGGGGGGGGGGGGGGGGGGGGGGGGGGGGGGGGGGGGGGGGGGGAGGUGGGGGGGGGGGGGGGGGGGGGGGGGGGGGGGGGGGGGGGGGGGGGGGGGGGGGGGGGGGGGGGGGGGGGGGGGGAGGGGGGGGGGGGGGGGGGGGGGGGGGGGGGGGGGGGGGGGGGGGGGGGGGGGGGGGGGGGGGGGGGGAGGGGGGGGGGGGGGGGGGGAGGGGGGGGGGGGGGGGGGGGGGGGGGGGGAGGGGGGGGGGGGGGGGGGGGGGGGGAGGGGGGGGGGGGGGGGGGGGGGGGGGGGGGGGGGGGGGGGGGGGGGGGGGGGGGGGAGGGGGGGGGGGGGGGGGGGGGGGGGGGGGGGGGGGGGGGGGGGGGGGGGGGGGGGGGGGGGGGAGGGGGGGGGGGGGGGGGGGGGGGGGGGGGGGGGGGGGGGGGGGGGGGGGGGGGGGAGGGGGGGGGGGGGGGGGGGGGGGGGGGGGGAGGGGGGGGGGGGGGGAGGGGGGGGGGAGGGGGGGGGGGGGGGGGGGGGGGGGGGGGAGGGGGGGGGGGGGGAGGGGGGGGGGGGGGGGGAGGGGGGGGGGGGGGGGGGGGGGGGGAGGGGGGGGGGGGGGGGGGGGGGGGGGGGGGGGGGGGGGGGAGGGGGGGGGGGGGGGGGGGGGGGGGGGGGGGGGGGGGGGGGGGGGGGGGGGGGGGGGGGGGGGGGGGGGGGGGGGGGGGGGGGGGGGGGGGGGGGGGGGGGGGGGGGGGGGGGGGGGGGGGGGGGGGGGGGGGGAGGGGGGGGGGGGGGGGGGGGGGGGGGGGGGGGGGGGGGGGGGGGGGGGGGGGGGGAGGGGGGGGGGGGGGGGGGGGGGGGGGGGGGGGGGAGGGGGGGGGGGGGGGGGGGGGGGGGGGGGGGGGGGGGGGGGGGGGGGGGGGGGGGGGGGGGGGGGGGGGGGGGGGGGGGGGGGGGGGGGGGGGGGGGGGGGGGGGGGGGGGGGGGGGGGGGGGGGGGGGAAACAGAGAGAGAUAA